UCCUUAGGUCAAUUUAAAUUUGUAACAAACGAAACACCUAAAAUGUAAUAGUACGUUUAAUUAAAAUUCUCUGGCAAUGGUGUUGUCGAACUCAGAAUUCAGUUCGAGUUCGGUGUAGAUAAGAUAUUUUCGAACAGUGGUCAUCAUAGCAUAAACCGGUUGUAUAGCCAAAAAGUUUCGAUUAAACAAUUGUUGUUUAUCCUUAUUAACAGAUAAGACUGUUCAAACCAAAUAAGAUGUAAAUAAGCCUACAAAAAUAAGUAUUUUAUCAGACUGAGUGAAGUAUUCGAUUCGAAACGAACAAUUAAGUGAGGUUAUAAUGACUCUAAGGGCCAUAAAGUACGAUAACAAUAAUCUGGAAAUCUUGGAUCAGCUCUUGUUGCCAGCUCAAUCCAAGUACAUCCAAGUUAAAGGCGUUGAAGAUGGCUGGAAAGUUAUAAAUAAAAUGCAGGUUAGAGGAGCUCCUGCGAUAGCUAUCGUAGGUUGCCUCAGUUUGGCCGUAGAGGUGCGCAAUGAAAAAUACGAUUCCAAAAAGCAAAUGAGGCAAGAAAUCGAAGGCAAGCUGAAUUACCUGGUUUCUUCCCGACCAACAGCCGUCAACAUGAAAAUUGCCGCAGAAGAUCUCAUCGAUUUCGCUAAUCGGCUCAGUAACGAUGAAACUCUAGAUUUGAACGCAAUGAAAUCAAUAUUUCUGAAAACGAUAGAAGACAUGUUGGCUAAAGACAUAGCGGAUAAUACAGCCAUAGGAGAUUUCGGAGCUAGGGAAAUUUUAAAGAGACUCACAGGAGAUGGGCUCGUCAGGAUUUUAACUCACUGCAACACUGGCUCUUUAGCAACAGCCGGUUAUGGAACGGCUUUAGGCGUCAUACGAACGUUGCACAGCAUGAAACGUUUAGAACAUGUUUACUGCACUGAAACAAGGCCUUACAACCAAGGAGCCAGGCUGACGGCUUACGAAUUAGUCCAUGACAAGAUUCCUGCUACAUUAAUUGUAGACAGCAUGGUAGCUGCAGUAAUGAAGCAUAGAAACAUAAGCGCUGUUGUUGUCGGUGCUGAUAGGGUUGCAGCAAACGGGGAUACAGCCAAUAAAAUAGGUACAUAUCAGAUCGCCGUUCUUGCCAAAUACCACGGAGUGCCUUUCUACAUCGCGGCCCCCUUUACUUCCAUAGAUAUGUCGAUACAGAGUGGUGAUCAUAUUGUGAUCGAGGAGCGGCCUGACAGGGAGAUGACCCACGUUGGUGAGCACAGAAUAGCAGCGAAAGGUAUAUCUUGUUGGAAUCCCGCCUUUGACGUAACGCCUGCUGCUCUAAUAGCAGGAAUCAUUACCGAGAAAGGUGUUUUCCGACCAGAACAACUGAAGGAGCAAUAUCUUCUGUUGAACCAUUGAAAAUCGAUUGAGUGAUUCCUUUUUCGCAGGUAUUUGUUACUGUUUACAUUCAAAAUGUUGAUA
Phyllotreta striolata is the source of this 1450-nucleotide messenger RNA. The record is from the annotation of a GenBank genome assembly. NCBI's taxonomy places the organism in Eukaryota, Metazoa, Arthropoda, Insecta, Coleoptera, Chrysomelidae.